Coregonus clupeaformis (lake whitefish) is the source of this 2110-nucleotide messenger RNA. It is a transcript of the gene phospho2, whose product is annotated as phosphatase, orphan 2. Gene Ontology annotation, molecular function: phosphatase activity. Lineage: Eukaryota; Metazoa; Chordata; Actinopteri; Salmoniformes; Salmonidae. The record is from RefSeq and is a predicted model, not a curated record. The coding region runs from base 158 to 895 and encodes 245 amino acids. The transcript has 2 exons.
UCAUUGUUCUAUCUGUAGCUCAAUGGUUCCCAGUUUACAGUUGUGUCGAACGCGGCAUAUCUCCAGUGUGUGUUAAAGAUCAAACCGACGAUGUCACGCAUCUGAACUUAAAUUUGUGUAAACGGUGUGACAAAAGUGUGGGCAGAGGAGAAUCAUCAUGAAGACUCUGGUGGUGUUUGACUUCGACCACACCUUGGUGGAUGACAACAGUGACACCUGGGUCAUUAAGUGUAUCCCAGACCAAUGCCUGCCAGACCUGGUCAAGAACUCCUACCAGAAGGGACACUGGACAGAGUACAUGGGCAGAGUCAUGUCCUAUAUAGGAGACCAGGACAUCAGCCCUGAUACAGUCCGAAGUGUCAUGGAGACCAUACCGUUUACAGAUGGAAUGAUUGAACUGUUGACGUUCAUUGUGAGUAACAAGAACGACAUCGACUGCAUCAUCAUCUCAGAUUCAAACACAGUGUUCAUCAACUGGAUACUGCAAGUGGCUGGGGUUCAAGCCGCUGUCAACCAAGUCUUCACCAACCCAGCUACGUUUGACAAGCGUGGAUACAUGGAGAUAGAAUGCUACCAUUCUCACCAGUGUAGCCAGUGCCCUGUCAAUCUCUGUAAGAGGAAAGUGCUGGCUGAUUUCCUAGCAGGGCAGUUGAAGGGAGGGGUAGAGUAUCAGAGAACUUUCUAUGUAGGGGACGGAGGGAACGACCUUUGCCCUUCCAACAGUCUAAGGGAAGGAGAUGUGGUGUUCCCUAGAAAGGGUUACACCUUGGAGAGGCUGCUCUCUAGACAGAGUGCACAACAAGGAGAGGGUUCAUCCAACCCAAGAGUCGUAGGAUGGACAAGCGGAAAAGAGAUCCUGAUUGAACUGAAAGCAUGUGUUCAACCACAGGGAUAGGUUACAGUCAGUCACCCUAAUAGUGCUCUUUCUCAUACUAAAAGAAGUGUACUUGCAACGUUAAAAAGUAUACCAAAUGCUUGAGAGGGAAGGAUUGUGAUUGUGUCUUUGUCCUGUUUUGAAAAGUAUUUUAAGAUCAUAUAUUAAAUCUGUGUGACCCUGUGGAACUGUGUAUCACGUCACUGUCUCAGGUUCAGAUGCAAAUUAAUGUCAAUCUGUGCUUCUUUUUGUCUUAAGCUCAUGUAGAAAGAUACAGAACCCAGUAGACAGAAAAUGAAAAAACUAAGCACACCUGUAAACUACAUGUUAUAACCGUUUAUGGUCAAAUAUAUAGGCUAGGAUGUACAGUCAAUGAAAUACACUGGCAUCACGUUUUACUAGGGUACUAUCUAUGUGAAAAAUGUAUUACCAGUCCAGUGUAUUACCAGUGCAAUUAUUUGUUGUCUCUACUAGGCUGUAUUGUGAGUGUUAUUAUAUAAAUUGAUCCUAACGGUUUCUGCUUCAGCAGUGCGGCUUUGUGGACCGUGACCCCAUCUCCCUGCCUCCCAACAUACCCCUCUGUCUGUCCCUUGUUCAUGUCAAUACGCUGUCAGUAGGACGGGGCGCGGUGAAUGUGAUUGGUCGAACGCUGCUAUUUGCGGCUGGUAAGAUUAUCGGAGGCGCUGCUAUCUGCGGAGGAGAUGCGCUGUCACCUCAGUUGAGCGCCUUCCGCGUCAGCCUCGAUAGAGAACGAAACUAAAUAGCGGAAUUUUUUCUAAAAGGACUGUCCGGCGUUUAACAGGUUGGUUGGUUUCCAAGGGAAUUGCGGAUAAAUAAGGAUCUGCACCUGAGGGCGUGUGAUGCCUUUUGACCCGCUCCCAACACAGAAAAUCCUUUAACAACAGGAUAGUAGACCAUGUCGACCAGGUCCAGGUAUAUGUGGGGCUAUUGUUCAGUGAGCUAUGUUUAUGAUCUUCACUCAGGACUAUUUAGAUUUAAUAGUAUUCUGGCAAGUGUAUGUAGGCCUAUGUGAAUGCAAGGAUUAAAUUGUGUUUUAAAUAGGCCUACUAAUAGAUUACAUAAUCAAAUACUCUCUGUAUCCAUUGCAAAUCCAUGAAUGUUUACUAUCUGUGCUCAGUAAAUCGUUUUUGCAAGGUGUUGCUGCUUACAGUAUUGCAAAUGGUUCAUGAUGCAAUGUUUUAUGUUUUAGCAAUAAACCCAAUCUAUCAAGCUUCA